Colletotrichum godetiae is the source of this 2210-nucleotide messenger RNA. Its product is annotated as Alpha/Beta hydrolase protein. NCBI's taxonomy places the organism in Eukaryota, Fungi, Ascomycota, Sordariomycetes, Glomerellales, Glomerellaceae. The record is from RefSeq and is a predicted model, not a curated record. Gene Ontology annotation, biological process: proteolysis. The transcript has 3 exons. Bases 322 to 1959 code for a protein of 545 amino acids. Gene Ontology annotation, molecular function: serine-type carboxypeptidase activity.
CGGGUCCAGAUGAGUCCAAGGUACCUUUGGAGAAGGCCGGCUAGCAACGCUCUUUCGCAUGCCGAACUCCCGACCAACGUACCAUGAACCCAAUGAUCAACAGCUGCCUGGACCCACCGCCGUUCAGUCAUCGAGAAGUGACCCAUUCUAUCAGGGGACUUUUGGGCACUUUGGUAUUCCUCCUUCUGCCUGUGGUAAGCGUCAGGGCCAGUGUGAAGUGAUGCCGUCAUCUACAAAAAUGUUCAAAUACCGCGGCUGGGCCAGCUCUGGUAAGAGUAGGGUCCUUCUCCCGGCUGUAGUUUCUCCCCAGUCAAACUCAAGAUGAAGCUCCUCAACCUCUUCAGCGGGCUGCUUUGCGCCUCGUCUGCGCUUGCUUUCAAGAAGCCGAUCAAGCCUACGCUUCCACGUUCCAUCGUCGAGAGGCGCGCGGCCAACCAGCCCUUCUCUCACCCUGAGCUUCAAAAGCGCGCCUCCCAGUUCUUGACAGAAAAGACCAAGGCUUUCGCUGUCAACGGCACUGGCAUCCCGGAAGUGCCCUUCGACAUUGGCGAAUCCUACGCUGGAUUGCUCCCCAUCUCCGACAGCCCCGGCGAGACCCGCGAGCUUUUCUUUUGGUUCUUCCCCUCAACAGCCGCGCAGACUCCCGAAGAGGUGGUUAUCUGGCUCAAUGGCGGACCCGGAUGCUCUUCUCUGUCCGGUUUCCUCACAGAGAACGGCCCAUUUACAUGGGAAGCGGGCACGCUUGCCCCCGUUCAGAAUCCCUACUCAUGGACCAACUUGACCAACAUGCUGUGGGUUGAGCAGCCUGUUGGCGUUGGUUACUCACAGGGAGUGCCCAACAUCACCGACGAGGUUCAGCUUGCGACCGAAUUCCGCGGUUUCUACAAGAGCUUCAUCGAUACUUUUGACCUCAAGACCUGGAAGACCUACAUCACUGGAGAGUCGUACGCAGGAUACUACGUCCCAUACAUCGCCGAUGGUUUCAUCUCCGCCAACGAUACCGACUACUUCAACCUCGCCGGUAUCUCGAUCAACGACCCUAUCAUCGGCGACGAGACCAUCCAGCAGCAGGUCGUCAUCCUCCCCUACGUUGAGUUCUGGAAUAACCUCUUCUACCUCAACUCGACCUUCAUGGAGCAAGUCCGCGAUCGCCAGGACUCGUGCAACUACUCCUCCUACCUCGACACCUACUUCCAGUUCCCGCCGCCCCAGGAGCCCUUCCCCGUCCUGCCCGAUCCCUACAACAGCGACGUCUACGCCUGCGACAUGUUCGACACCUUCUACGAGGCCAUCAUCGAGGUCAACCCCUGCUUCAACAUCUACCACAUUACCGAGACCUGCCCGCACCCGUACUCCCAGCUCGGCAUUGUGAACAGCGGCGACUACACCCCGCCUGGCGCCGAAAUCUACUUCAACCGCACCGACGUCAAGAAAGCGCUCAACGCGCCCCUCAACUCCGACUGGCAGCAGUGCACCGAUGUCAACGUUUUUGGAAACGGUACUCGUCGCGGUUCUGACCAGUCCAACGGCCCCGCCAUCACUGGUGCCCUGCAGCGCGUCAUUGAGUUCACCAACAACACCAUUAUCGGCUCUGGUGACCUCGACAUGCUCCUCAGCACCAACGGCACGCUCUUUGCUAUUCAGAACAUGACCUGGAACGGCGCUCAGGGUUUGUCCGAGUACCCCACCACGCCUCUCAUCGCCCCUUACCAUCCUGAGUACAACGGUGGUGCGCUUGCUGGUGCUGGCAUCCAGGGUGUUUGGACCGCGGAUCGUGGUUUGACGUUCUACACUGCUCGUCUUGCCGGCCACGAGCUUCCCGGAUACACUCCUGGUGUCGCGUACCGCAUGCUUGAGAUUCUGCUCGGAAAGAUCGACAACUUCAGCAACACUGAUGACUUCACUACCCAGACUGGUAAUUUUACCGGCAACGGUACUAUUUACAAGAGAAACCACUAGGCGGAGGGUUGUAAUGAUGGGUAUGUUUCCACGGAAGAUUGAGGAUUAUGCCACAAUCGAACUAUAGAGAUUGCAAUAGUAAUAAUGUCUGCCCAUGAUCAAUAUCUUGUGUCUAUAUUGCCUCCUCAAGGCGGAAGUCCACGCAAACUUGAUUCAUCUUAGUAUUCGCCAAAUUGCCCUUUUCGAUCCUGACUAAGGUAGUAAAAUUCCAUGUUAGGUGUGGACGGGAGACUUUCCCUUGAGGCCAGAUC